Miscanthus lutarioriparius is the source of this 627-nucleotide messenger RNA. NCBI's taxonomy places the organism in Eukaryota, Viridiplantae, Streptophyta, Magnoliopsida, Poales, Poaceae. The record is from the annotation of a GenBank genome assembly.
AUGGUGAGCGCUUCCGCCGCCUUCGGCUUCGCCUACCUCUACCUGUGUUUGGCCUUCGCCGCCCUCGAGCUCUCCACCUUCCUGGACUCGCAGUGCGGUGCCGUCACGGGCACCACGACAUGCGCUGAAGCCCCACUGUUCCACAGCGCGGCCGAGGUUUUGCCGCCGUUGGCUGCGGUGGUGGUCCUCUUCGUCGCCGUCGCGCUCACCUACCGUCACCUGAGUCAUCGCCACGCCUACGCCGUCCCCGUGGCCGGCGCGGGAAACGGGCGGCGCUCGAUCUCGGGGUCUGGGCUCGUCAUGUUCGUGCUAUGCGUCUCCGCUGGCACGCUCGAGUUCAUCGUGUUCGGGGGGCAGGCUGCCGGUGGUGGUGCCGAUCACGGCGCGCUCGGCCUGGCUGCUCUCCGCGCGCUGCCUGCCGCGGCGACGGGCACGUUCUUUAUCGGGAUGAUGUUGAUCAUCGUCGCGCACGUCCGACCCGGCGGCGAGGGUGGCGGUGGUGCCGUCGCCGCAGACGGGCAGAUCCAGGGGCUCCUGCGCCUCCUCGCCAAGGUCGCGGCCGGAGCGGCGGCGGCACUCGUCGUCUUAAUGGCCAUGGCCCUCACUCUCCACGGAGCCAAAUACUAA